AUUAAUACAAGAAAAAUGAAUGUUCUAUUUUGGCCACUAGUUCAAGAGGAUCAACAAUCCGACGUGGCAAUAACUUAUUGGUCAUUUCUUCUACAAGAUAAGAUAGUGGAUGACCUUACAAGUUCCAAGUCUGUGAUUUACAUUACAUUCCAUAUAUCCUUUUUAUCUAACUUAACUACUCACACACAACAAACACAUAGAAGCACUAGUUUUCAGAAUUCAAUCAAGAUCACACCACUACACACCACAUCAAUGGCAUCACUAACCAUGACAGCAUCAUUCUUCGCCGGCAGCUCAGCGAUCGCCGCCCGGUCACCUGUGGCAACUCAAAGGAAACUGGUGGUGGCUAAUGCUGCUAGAGGAGUUGAAGUAGAAAAGAUGGAAGUGAGUUAUGAGAAUGAAAAGGAAGGAACCAAUGGAAGGAGGAACAUCAUGUUUGCUGCUGCAGCAGCUGCUGUUUGUUCUGUUGCUGGGAUGGCUUUGGCUGAUGAACCUAAACGUGGUUCUCCAGAAGCUAAGAAAGCAUAUGCACCUGUUUGUGUUACCAUGCCAACAGCUAGGAUUUGCCGCAACUGAGGGUGUUUUAGUCUUUUAUGUACUUGUAUUGUAAUGAAAUGAACAUUGGGAUGUAAUGUUUUGGUUUCAUAUUCUUAUCCUUUGUGAUUCUAUGUACUAAGUUGUUCAUGAAACUAUCAAAUUUGCCUUGUCUAUGUUACUGUUAA
Vicia villosa (hairy vetch) is the source of this 722-nucleotide messenger RNA. RefSeq names its product photosystem II 5 kDa protein, chloroplastic-like. Lineage: Eukaryota; Viridiplantae; Streptophyta; Magnoliopsida; Fabales; Fabaceae. The record is from RefSeq and is a predicted model, not a curated record. The transcript has 2 exons. The coding region runs from base 16 to 576 and encodes 186 amino acids.